Molecule: messenger RNA, 2607 nt
Organism: Trichoderma citrinoviride
Lineage: Eukaryota; Fungi; Ascomycota; Sordariomycetes; Hypocreales; Hypocreaceae
Exons: 5
Coding region: 1-2607 (868 amino acids)
Source: RefSeq, a predicted model, not a curated record
AUGCCUAGAUUCUCAGUUGCCUUUGCCCGGCGGAAAAGCACCGCAGACGACAUCGAAAAUGCUGAGGUAGCGCCAGCUGGACAGUCUUCGUUUAGGGUUUUGGAACGACACGACUAUUCGGGUGUCAAGUCGUUUGACGGAGGGGCCAAGAUGGCAAGAGCCUCGGGGGCUCUGCUCGCGAAGCCUGAUCUCCAGGCCGACGACAACAUGUUUUCUGAUAUGAAGGGUAACCGUGGAAGCGGCUUAUCCAACACGACACACACCACGUCUACCGACACCUCUUCACGCCACAGCAAUGCAUCCACGGCUCCGUCGUCAGCCGACUUCAGCGGCGGCAAUUUGUUCCACGAUGAUGGCCGGCCACCCAAGAGCUCAUCCUCGGAUAUGCACGGUCGUGGGAGCGGCAACAAGUCCAUCGGUUCCAAGUUCCUAGACAAAGCUGGCCGCACUUUCUCGUUUGGUGGACAGAAGAAAGGUACGACUACAUACACGCAGGCCCCAACCGUCCCAACCGUCCCAACCGUCCCAUCCGCCCCAGCCAUUACCCGCAAGCCAGCCCCCCGUAGACCCGAAGUUCUGGACGUAGGUAGUGACUUUGGAUCAAUGUUUUCAGGAUCGGCUUUCGAGAAGCGCGCAAGCAUGGCUACGCUCAAGAACGACGACCUGGCCUCGCCCCGGCUCCUCACAGGCAACCCCCAGGCACAACAACCGAUUCCGCACAGCCCGGACACGACGACGCAAGCAGAGCCGUUGCUCAGCUCGUGGAACAGACCGCAGUCCAAGGUCAUCGUGGAUGACUAUUCAUCGGACAAGAGCUCGCCGACAUAUGACAGCCCCCCACGCCAACGGCCAGCUCAUCAAGAACCAUCGAGUCCGGACGAAACACCAGACGACGAGGACGCGCAGCUCCUGGCAGAGACUUACACUGCUAUUCAGCUCCUUUCGGCCGAGGAUGACGAAUUCGAGGACAAUCCGCAGCAGGGUCGAUACCGGCGGGAGGAGGAUAACUUCACGGCGGCUCCCAGGCAGUCUAAGCCGGCUCCCAACCCCAACAAUGCCAGAAAUGGAGACGGCGGGUUUGAAGCCAACAGGCCUCGAUAUCAGCAGCCCCGUCGAUCGCACGACGGCGCGCCUCGGAACAAGGUCAUGACUCCAGCCGAAUUCGAGAAAUAUCGCGAAGAUAAGAUUCGCCAUGACAGGACGAACAGCACGUCGAAGGACGACGACGAGGACGAUAUCAAUUACGAAGACGAGGAGGACGAGGCUGAAAAGUCCAAGCAGCAGGCGAAACAGCGACGGAAGCAGGAGGCUCACAUGGCUGUGUACCGACAGCAGAUGAUGAAGGUUACGGGCGAAACCAACCCGACCAAUGGACUGGGCAUUCCUGCUUCGUUGAGCGCACCGCAGCUUGGCCAUAUCAGGACCUCUUCGCUUGACCCGGCAGCAGCACCGCCGCCCCUACCCGCAACCGCAGCUGCCACGUCCGGCGCAUCUGGCGCGUCCGAUGAGGCCGACGACGACGAAGAGAUCCCGCUCGCCAUCUUACAGGCACAUGGGUUUCCCAACAAGAACCGACCCCCGACUCGGCUCAGUAUGAUGGGAUCAAACCCCAACAUGCGCGCCUCUGCAAUGCUUGCGCCGGGACGGCCGUCGUCGGCCAUGGGAGAAUCUGCUGCUGCUUCCCGACGCCACUCCACCCUUCCGGCCUUUGCCAGGAACCUGCCACAAGAUCCCUUCAUCGGAGCGAGCAUUGCGCAGCCGGCGCUCAGGGAGUCUCUAUCCUUCAACGAGAUGGGUCUGGGCCCCAAGCCACCGUCGCCGCUGCCUCCCGGAGGCCUUGUCGGUGUUAUUGCCAGCGAGGAGCGACAGAGGGCGAUGCGACGAGGAAGCCCCAGUGUUGAUCCCUCAAGGCUCAUGGGCAGCGGCUACAACACCCCUCCUGGAGUUGACCCCAUGGCCGGCAUUCCCCCCCACAUGAUUGCUGGUGACCAGGCUCAGCUCCAGAUGACGCAGCAAAUGUCGCAGUUUAUGCAGAUGCAGAUGCAGUUUAUGCAACUCAUGGCUGCAAACCAGAACAGCGGCGUGCCGCAGCAGCAGCAGCAGCUACACCCCCCAUUUCAGCAACCUUUUGGCGGUCUGAUGGGCAACCAGUCCAUGGUUGAUCUCUCCUCUCGCAACUCUGUUGUUGGUGAGCCGACGCUGGAGCCUCGCCGUGGUGAUUACGGUAGCAUGCGAACGAUGAGCAUGGUGCAGCCCGGCUCGGCGCCGAUGGCUCAUCCUGGAUAUGCGGGAUCUGUACGGUCGUCUAUUCAUGGCUAUACCCCGUCGAUUGCACCGUCAGAGCGAAGCAACAUUGGCCUGCCCAACCGUUACAGGCCCGUCUCCCAGGCUAUCAACCAUGGCUCGCUUGGCCACAUGCAGUCACACUCGUUCUCCGGAGCUCUGUCGGCUUUCACUGACAACAAAAACAAGACAUCGAUGAGGAUUGUGAGCAAGUCCGCUUCGGAUGAUGACGACGAUGAAGAAGGUUGGGAGGCGAUGAAGAAUAAGAGAGAGAAGAAGAGAUCUCUCUGGAGAAGCAAGAAGAAUCUGAGCUCGGUCAUCUGA